GAGCGCGACUGACGACGCGCGCCUUUCUGCGAGGAGGAGAGAGACAAUCCUGCUCCGGGCGUGCGUCGGGAGAGGGAGGGAGAGAGGAAGGAAGCCGGGCGAGAGCGAGAAAGGACAGCCUCGGAGGCUUGGGAGAAUUCCGCUUCCGUUCGGGAGCAGGGACCCGCCGCCGCCUCGAACGGACUCGGGCUGGGUCUCUUAACGUGGUCUCCCCUCUCCGAAGCGCCGCGGGGCCACCGACAUGGCGACCUCUCCGCAGAAAUCGCCCUCCGCCCCCAAGUCUCCAACCCCCAAGUCGCCCCCUUCCCGGAAGAAAGACGACUCCUUCUUGGGCAAACUUGGCGGCACCCUGGCAAGGAGGAAAAAAGCAAAAGAAGUGUCUGAGUUACAAGAAGAAGGAAUAAAUGCCAUUAACCUACCACUCAGCCCAAUUCCCUUUGAACUAGAUCCUGAAGAUACUAUGCUAGAGGAAAAUGAAGUUCGAACAAUGAUCGAUCCCAAUUCAAGGAACGAUCCAAAACUUCAGGAGCUGAUGAAGGUGUUAAUUGACUGGAUUAAUGAUGUAUUGGUAGGAGAACGCAUCAUUGUGAAAGAUUUGGCUGAGGACCUGUACGAUGGCCAAGUAUUACAAAAACUCUUUGAGAAGCUUGAGAGUGAGAAACUCAACGUUGCCGAAGUCACGCAGUCAGAAAUAGCUCAGAAACAGAAGCUGCAGACGGUACUUGAAAAGAUCAAUGAAACCCUUAAACUCCCUCCAAGGAGCAUCAAGUGGAAUGUUGACUCUGUCCAUGCUAAAAGUCUAGUUGCAAUACUGCAUCUUUUGGUUGCAUUGUCUCAAUAUUUCCGUGCCCCGAUCAGACUGCCGGAUCAUGUGUCCAUCCAGGUUGUUGUGGUCCAGAAACGUGAUGGCAUCCUCCAGUCCCGACAAAUACAAGAGGAAAUUACUGGUAACACCGAGGCAUUGUCAGGACGGCACGAACGGGAUGCAUUUGACACCCUAUUUGAUCAUGCUCCAGACAAACUCAAUGUAGUGAAAAAGACCCUCAUAACUUUUGUGAAUAAGCACUUGAACAAGCUGAAUUUGGAAGUUACAGAGUUGGAAACCCAGUUUGCAGAUGGAGUGUACCUGGUGCUCCUGAUGGGUCUUCUCGAAGGUUAUUUUGUGCCUCUACACAGCUUUUUCUUGACUCCUGAUAGUUUCGAACAAAAGGUCCUUAAUGUGUCCUUUGCAUUUGAGCUAAUGCAAGAUGGAGGGCUGGAAAAACCAAAACCAAGGCCAGAAGACAUUGUAAAUUGUGAUUUGAAGUCAACCUUGAGAGUGCUGUACAAUCUCUUCACAAAGUAUAGAAACAUAGAAUGAAGAAUCUGUUGAAAUUGCCACAGAUGGCUGUAAAUGAACCAACAAGGAAGCCUCUCCAAUCUUUGCCAUCUUUCUGUUUUAAAUAAACACUAUGCUUUCCUCAAAGGAGACACCAUGCUUCUCAGAAUACUCUUGCUAUGUUUGUUUUACAUAAGCUAGGACUGCCAAUAUAUGUUAUGAAGUAAAAAUCCAAUGCACACAUUUGCUGCUGAGAUUCCAUGCUACUAUAUAAUUCUUAUAUUUAAACACUCUCUUAAUUUCAUGAAGAACAGGCAUAAAGUCUGAUCCAGAACUGGGUCGAGGGAGACAAAUGAAAAGAACAGCAUUUCCCCUUUUUUAUUGCACAGAGGCAGUGACCCAGAAGUUCAUGCACCAUAGGCUCUUGCGCUGCUGAAUGGGAGACUGUCCUUGUUUGGGACCUGUCCUAGUGGAAGAGCCUGUGCAUCUUCUGCCUUUGGCGCCUCUGCUCCAAUGCUCUGCCCCUUUUUUGGUGUACCAUACAAUGCACUUAAUCAGUCCAGGAAGUGGACCAUUUCUUAAUGUGGCCUUUUCAUUGUUGCUGGCGCUCCACCACAACUCUGUACUGCUCUGUACCUCAAUAAUAAACAAGCUUGGGGAACUGCCUUAUUAGCAGCAAGAUGCCAUUUAAGCUGUCAUGGUGCAAAGUGGUGUUUAAGGUUUGGCAGAUAAAUAACUUAGAUCCAGAUGGUCCUGUUUAAUGGAGUUGUGUGUCAGGCUACAGGAAAUUUUCCAUGACACUGCGUGUGUGUGGUACGUAUUUAUUUCAGGAAAGGAUCCCUCCUACCCAUAAUGAGAUAUAAAACUGCUGUUAUGAAGACCAUGGAGAAUAUAUUAGCAUACCAUGGAUGGUAUGAUUUAAAUGUGAUCGAAGAAAAGCUUCAAAACAGGUUUCACCUGAGUAUUAUUUCCUAUGCAAUAGUGGCCUGUGUACACAUUCCUUAUAAUUUUUUUAUAUCUUAAAGUUUACAAUAAGCUUUAUAUGUGCAGAAUAGCACAUUUCAUCGUAUUACUUUCUGCACUAGGAACACUUGGCUAGUUGAAGAGACAAUGGUACUAAAUGUGUAGAUGAAUUCAAACUCGCAAGUCUUUAACAGCAAAACACAGAGAAAGCCAGCAUGGUGACACAGUGACUGAAUAGAGUGAGGUCUGCUCUAUCAGGGCACUGACAGGUAAUCAAAAUAAGCUGUUUUUACUUAAUUGGAAUGAAACUUUAAAACAAAUUAAUUGGUACAAGAAGUUUAACUUUUACUUUUCUCCUUGGAGCAAACUUUAAAAUAAAUCAUGUGCCAGCAAGUAAACAUUGUACUAAUAUGUGGGCUGAGUAGCCCACCAAAAGCACAGAGGUGAGCAGCAAAGGGCAAUGAAAAUAUGAGCUGAAGGCUGUACGUUUAUUGUGUGAAGACUGCAGGGAAUGGGAGUUCACCUCUUUGCAGGAAUAUCUGUAUGGCGCCUCUACUCCAUUAUCACUAUGGACCACAAUCUUUCAGGUUCUUUGGCAAGCAAACACUUAAUUAUGAUUAUGUUUGAUGGUUUCUGUUCAGGUUCAAAGUAAGACAAUAAUCUGAGGUUUGGCUCAGUUCUGUUUUUUCUGGGGGGAAACCUUCCCCAACCAGUUUGGGGUUGAGAUUCCAGAUUGGCUUAGUACCCUUGAACUGUGGGCAGUGUUCCCUCUAAGCUGAGUUAGUGUGAGCUAGCUCACAGUUUUUUAGCCUCUG
This is a messenger RNA of Gekko japonicus, 3096 nucleotides long. RefSeq names its product parvin alpha (gene PARVA). Gene Ontology annotation, molecular function: actin binding. The transcript is spliced from 13 exons. Lineage: Eukaryota; Metazoa; Chordata; Lepidosauria; Squamata; Gekkonidae. Bases 242 to 1360 code for a protein of 372 amino acids. The record is from RefSeq and is a predicted model, not a curated record. Gene Ontology annotation, cellular component: cytoplasm; actin cytoskeleton; focal adhesion. Gene Ontology annotation, biological process: substrate adhesion-dependent cell spreading; cilium assembly; establishment or maintenance of cell polarity.